Drosophila eugracilis is the source of this 3631-nucleotide messenger RNA. It is a transcript of the gene Fim, whose product is annotated as plastin-1. Bases 579 to 2501 code for a protein of 640 amino acids. Gene Ontology annotation, biological process: actin filament network formation; actin filament bundle assembly. Gene Ontology annotation, molecular function: calcium ion binding; actin filament binding. The record is from RefSeq and is a predicted model, not a curated record. The transcript is spliced from 5 exons. Gene Ontology annotation, cellular component: actin filament bundle; actin filament; cytoplasm. NCBI's taxonomy places the organism in Eukaryota, Metazoa, Arthropoda, Insecta, Diptera, Drosophilidae.
CACGCUCCCUUCUAUCGAUUGAAAGCGACGGUCGACGGGAAAUCGUGCGCAUUGUUGUUUUGUUCACCCACUUCGUCGCGUCGCUUUAACAAAAUUGUUAAAUAUCGUUAACAAAAACGCUUCGCACGCACAGUAGCCGGUCGAUUGCGAACUUAGACGUGCUUAAUUACGUUUCAAAACAAAGCUUGCUCGGUUGAAAUUGUAAAUAAACAAGAAGGUUUAAGAACUAAAUCUUUUUUUUUUUUUUGGUAAGAAAGCCAGUAACAAACAAAAUCACAAACACCAACGAAAGAGUGUGUGGGUGUAAUAUUAAGAAAAAAUAUCAAGAAAUUUAAGAAGAAAUCAUCUACAAACGCACAAAUACAUAGAUACAUAUAGAAAAAGGAGCGCGCGGUAAAAAAAAAAGAGCAGCAUAAGAAAAAGAAGAAGAAAAACGCCGACUGCGAAAACGGCGACAAAGUGAAAUUGAUAAUAAACGCAUCAUAAUUUAUUUAAAAUAAUAACCAAUCAACGGCGGCAGUUAUAAAUAAUUAAGAAAGUUAAGAAGAAAAGCGAGCAAACACACAUACACAGCAAAAAUGGCAACACUAAACAAAUUCACAAAAACGCUGUCCAUUGAUGAAAAGACCGAGAUCAAGGAGAAAUUCAUAGAGUUGGAUGCCAACAAGGAUGGCUUCAUCGACCUGCACGAGCUGAAGGAUGCGCUCAACCAGGUCGGAUUCAAGCUGGCCGGCUACCAGGUCCGCGAGAUGAUCGAUGAGUACAAGAGCAAACAGCGGACCGCCUUCCAGGGCAAGCUGAAUCUGGAGGAGUUCGAGGCACUUUGCCUGGACCUGAAGAGCAAGGAUGUGGCCAGCACAUUCAAGACGGUCGUCUCCAAGAAGGAGAAUCUGGAGACUCUUGGCGGUAUGUCGAGCAUCUCGUCGGAGGGCACCACCCAUUCUGUGCGCCUCGAGGAGCAGCUGGCUUUCUCCGACUGGAUCAACUCGAAUCUGGGCCAUGACAAGGAUCUGCAGCAUCUGCUGCCUAUCGACAGCGAGGGCAAGCGUCUGUAUCUGAGCAUCAAGGAUGGUAUUCUGCUGUGCAAAAUUAUCAACCACUCUUGCCCGGACACAAUCGACGAGCGGGCGAUCAACAAGAAGAACCUCACCGUCUACCGGGAGUUCGAGAACUUGACCCUGGCCCUGGUUUCCUCCCAGGCAAUUGGCUGCAACAUUGUGAACAUCGAUGCCCACGAUCUGGCCAAGGGCAAGCCACAUCUUGUGCUGGGUCUCCUCUGGCAGAUCAUCCGCAUCGGUCUGUUCAGCCACAUCACCCUGGACAGCUGUCCGGGACUGGCUGGUCUUCUCUUCGACAACGAACGUCUGGAGGAUCUGAUGAAGAUGUCGCCGGAGGCCAUUCUCCUGCGUUGGGUUAACCAUCAUUUGGAGCGUGCCGGCAUCUCGAGGCGGUGCACCAACUUCCAGUCAGACAUCGUUGAUUCCGAGAUCUAUUCGCAUCUGCUGAAGCAGAUUGCCGGGAAUGAUGCUGAUGUCAAUUUGGAUGCUCUGCGGGAAUCUGAUCUGCAAUCGCGUGCGGAGAUCAUGUUGCAGCAGGCCGCCAAGCUUAACUGCCGCAGCUUCCUCACGCCACAGGAUGUCGUCAAUGGCGUCUACAAACUCAAUCUGGCCUUCGUUGCCAAUCUGUUCAACAACCACCCGGGAUUGGACAAGCCCGAGCAGAUCGAGGGACUCGAAUCCAUUGAGGAGACGCGUGAGGAGAAGACCUACCGCAACUGGAUGAACUCGAUGGGAGUGGCGCCGCAUGUGAACUGGCUGUACUCCGAUUUGGCCGAUGGUCUCGUCAUCUUCCAGCUGUUCGACGUCAUCAAGCCGGGCAUCGUCAACUGGAACCGCGUGCACAAGCGCUUCAGCCCGCUGCGCAAGUUUAUGGAAAAGCUGGAGAACUGCAAUUACGCCGUGGAUCUGGGCAAGCAGCUGAAAUUCUCGCUGGUCGGAAUCGCUGGCCAGGAUCUUAACGAUGGAAAUGCCACACUGACGUUGGCUCUCAUCUGGCAGCUGAUGCGCGCCUACACCCUGUCCAUUCUGUCCCGCUUGGCCAACACUGGCAACCCAAUCAUCGAGAAGGAGAUCGUCCAGUGGGUGAACAACCGACUGUCGGACGCUGGCAAGCAGUCGCAGCUGCGAAACUUCAACGACCCGGCCAUAGCCGAUGGCAAGAUCGUGAUUGAUCUGAUCGAUGCCAUCAAGGAGGGCAGCAUCAACUACGAGCUGGUGCGCACCAGCGGCACGCAGGAGGAUAACCUGGCCAAUGCCAAGUAUGCCAUCUCCAUGGCCCGUAAGAUUGGUGCCCGCGUCUACGCCCUGCCCGAGGACAUCACCGAGGUGAAGCCCAAGAUGGUGAUGACCGUCUUCGCCUGCAUGAUGGCCCUCGACUACGUUCCCAACAUGGACAGCGUGGACCAGAACAACCACAACAGCUCCGCCAACAACAGCAAUUAGGCGCCACGGCAGCCGCAACUCAAUUAUACAUAAACAAGAGGAUGGGAUUUUGAAAGGGGAAAGCAGAGGAAAACAGAAGAAAAUAGUGGGAAAUACGUAGACUUGUCGUAUUCGCUAAUUACUAAUUACUACUCUAUUCGAUUCGAUUGCGUUCCUUCCUUCGCGCUACCAAUACAUUUUUGUGUUUUUUUUUUAUAAUUUCGAUUACUUUUUGUAAUUUUUUUUUAUUAUAUAUUUAUAUAUUAUAUACUUGAGUACGAGUAUCAGUUUCCCCCCUAUUGUAAUUAAGCAAACAGAUUUUAGAGUGUCGCGCGCGCAUCUGUUUUCGAGCCCGGCGAGAGAGGUGUUUCUUUAUUAGUUUUGUUUAACGAUUGUGUAAUUAUACAACUUUAACCUUAUUUUAUAAAUAGAGGUUUUGCGUUUUCCGCUUUAGAUCCUUUCCUUAACACAAGGAAACAAAAGAAACAAACAAAAAGAAAGAGAGAAAUGAAUAGGCGACAAAGUUGAGCGUGCAAGAUUAAGAAAGAGAGAGAGGGAUAGAAGAGGAUUAUAAUAUUAAACAUUGCGACGAACACAAUGAAAACAAUUAACUUUGUAAUAUAUACAUAUAUAUUUAUAUACGAUUACGAUAUGCGCCUAUAUACAUAACAUAUAUUUACAUAAAUCGAUAUAUAUAUUUUUGCAUAAAUGCGUUAUGCGUUGCCUGAAGAAGGGGAGAUGAGUAACGAACGAAGAUCGGGACCGGGAAUAUAUCCAGAAACAAAAGAUAAUGAAAAACAAAACAACAAACAGAGUAAAGAGUAAAUAAUUUUGUAUUUAAUAUAUAUAUAUAUUUUUUUGCAAAUAAUUGUAAGCCGCUUUUGUUUAUGUUUUUUUCCAACGCGUGUGUUUGUUCUAUUUCUUUUUACAUAUUUGUAUAAUUUUGCGUUUAAGUGCGUUAGAGCGAGGUGGCAAUAGGCGGCGCCAACACGGCGUAGAAAGAGAGGGCAGCAACAAACAUUUUUAGUGCAAUGAGGCGACAUACAAAUCCAAGAGAAGAAACGAAAACGAAAUAAGAAAAAGAUGAAGUAAUACUAUAUGCAUAAUACAAGUAAAACAAUAAAGUAAAUCUAAAAAAAAAAGUACUAAAA